AUGAGGACCAGCGAUGAAUUGAAGCAACUGAAUUUUCCUCUGUCGUCUGGUGGUUCGGAGGGAAUAUGCAAAACCAUUCGGCCAUCUGCUGGAUUCUGUAUCAAGAUAAAAGAUGAUGAGGAUGGAAAAAUGUUCUUAAAUGUUUGCUAUUCUCUAGAGGUGUACUUUUUGCUGUUACCAGAACCUCGUGAAAUUGAUGAGGAUUUACUAGUCUCUAUACUUAAUUCAGACGAUCCCACUACCUAUCGUAUUCCUAUGAGUCUGGGUGAAUGUCGAGAAGAUAAAGUGGUAAAUUUGCUGGUCCACUAA
This is a messenger RNA of Centruroides sculpturatus (bark scorpion), 309 nucleotides long. Its product is annotated as PIH1 domain-containing protein 1-like. Lineage: Eukaryota; Metazoa; Arthropoda; Arachnida; Scorpiones; Buthidae. The record is from RefSeq and is a predicted model, not a curated record. The coding region runs from base 1 to 309 and encodes 102 amino acids. The transcript has 4 exons.